UAUCAAUUUAACAAGCGCUGCUCUCGUGUGUUUUCUAGGGUUAGGGUUAAAGCUUUUCGUUCUUCAAACAAACAAACAAUGGAGGAGAUUACAGAGGCUGUUCAGAACAUAAGCAUCACAAACGAUUCUCACAAGAAGAACCGCAUUCAAGUUUCCAACACUAAAAAGCCCCUUUUCUUCUAUGUUAAUCUCGCUAAGAGGUAUAUGCAGCAGCAUAAUGAGGUCGAGCUUUCUGCCCUUGGGAUGGCAAUUGCCACAGUUGUCACAAUUGCUGAAAUUCUCAAGAACAGUGGAUUCGCCAUCGAGAAGAAGAUUAUGACAUCUACUGUUGACAUGAAAGAUGAAUCUAGAGGACGACCCAUCCAAAAAGCCAAGAUCGAGAUAUUACUCGGGAAGACUGAUAAAUUUGAUGAACUGAUGGCUGCGGCUGAGGAGGAAAGGGAGCUUGCGAAUGGUGAAGAGCAGAGGUAAGAAAGAGGGUAUCGUGGUCCCUCGGGAACAGUUAUUUUAGACGUCGUUUUCGUUUGGUGUUUUGUUUCAUAAUGAAUCUAAUCUGGUAGCAAAUGCUUGUUAGAGAUGUCAUAUUAGCAUAAUCCUGUUCUUUGAUUUCAUUAUGUUUCUUUCAAGGUUUUGGUGUUCAUAAAUCCACAAAUCUUAAUGACUCCAAAACACAUGCAUUUCAAC
This is a messenger RNA of Cynara cardunculus var. scolymus (artichoke), 684 nucleotides long. RefSeq lists its product as uncharacterized. The coding region runs from base 79 to 471 and encodes 130 amino acids. NCBI's taxonomy places the organism in Eukaryota, Viridiplantae, Streptophyta, Magnoliopsida, Asterales, Asteraceae. The transcript has 5 exons. Gene Ontology annotation, molecular function: RNA binding. The record is from RefSeq and is a predicted model, not a curated record. Gene Ontology annotation, cellular component: nucleus.